UAGGGCGAGUCACAGUCACCUGUGGGAGCAGUUGGAGGCCGACUCUUCACUUUAUUGUUGCAGAGUUUGCUGAGGUAGGGGUGCUCAGCGGCGGAGCCCUCCGCUUCAGCUGAAGAGAAUCUGAGCCGCCACUUCUCUGGAACCCCUUGGACCCGCUGUCAGUCACUCACUUCUCGCACUUAGUCACAUCCUGUCCUGGCUUAUUCUUGAAGGGAGUGCAGUGCAAGCCUUCCCUCUGCAGCUGGAAUGGUGGCCCGAGGCAGCCGGGAUGACAGUUCUCCCCAGGAACCCUGCUACCUGCUGAGAAACAUGAUCAGCAAGUCCCCUCCUCUGUGCAUGUACCCUGCAGGCUGGAAGCUCCUGGCCAUGUUGGCUCUGGUCUUGGUGGUCAUGGUAUGGUAUUCCAUCUCCCGAGAAGACAGAUACAUUGAGCUUUUUUAUUUUCCCAUCCCAGAGAAGAAGGAGCCAUGCUUCCAGGGUGAGGCAGAGAGGAGGGCCUCUGUAAUCUUCGGCAACCAUACCCGAGAUCACCCCAUCUUCCUGCAGCUUAAGGAUUAUUUCUGGGUCAAGACACCGUCUGCCUACGAGCUGCCCUAUGGGACCAAGGGGAGUGAGGACCUGCUCCUCCGGGUGCUAGCCAUCACCAGCUAUUCCAUUCCCGAGAGCAUCCAGAGCCUUAAGUGCCGCCGCUGUGUGGUGGUGGGGAAUGGGCACCGGCUACGGAAUAGCUCGCUGGGAGAUGCUAUCAACAAGUACGAUGUGGUCAUCAGAUUGAACAACGCCCCAGUGGCAGGCUACGAGGGUGACGUAGGCUCCAAGACCACCAUGCGGCUCUUCUACCCUGAAUCUGCCCACUUUGACCCCAAAGUGGAGAACAACCCAGAUACGCUCCUGGUCCUGGUAGCUUUCAAGGCAAUGGACUUCCACUGGAUUGAGACCAUCUUGAGUGAUAAGAAACGGGUGCAGAAAGGCUUCUGGAAGCAUCCUCCCCUCAUCUGGGAUGUCAACCCAAAGCAGGUUCGGAUUCUCAACCCCUUCUUCAUGGAGAUUGCAGCCCACAAGCUGCUGAGCCUGCCGAUGCAACAGCUGCGCAGGGUCAAGCAGAAGCCGACCACAGGCCUGCUGGCCAUCACCAUGGCCCUCCACCUCUGUGACCUGGUGCACAUUGCUGGCUUUGGUUACCCCGACGCCUUGGAUAAGAAGCAGACCAUUCACUACUAUGAGCAGAUCACACUCAAGUCCAUGGCGGGGUCAGGCCACAACGUCUCCCGAGAGGCCCUGGCCAUCAAGCGGAUGCUGGAGAUGGGAGCGCUCAAGAACCUGACCUACUUCUAACUUGGCAAACGAACGUAUCAAUUGCUCGGCACUGCCCGGACAACCCCGUCCAUGACUGUGAGAGUACCUGGUGCCAGCACUACCCACUUGGACUCACCCUCUCCUGUUUGGCAGAGGGGUCCCAGGGCUGGCCCAGCCUAAGACGAGUCCACACCCCUGGCUGCUCUCAUGGAGCGCAGAGCCAGCCAGGGCACAGGCACUGGGCCACGGGAGCCCGUCCAAGGCAGGGGGCUUAGUGCUGAGGCAUCCCCUCUCUGCCAGCACCCAGAGAUUAUUUAACGGACUAUUUAAUUAUGACACAGGAGAGUGCUGUGGGCUGGUCCCAUGGCAUCCAGAAGUUUUUAUAACUUACAUGUGAUGGGCCUCCCAGGAGAGUGGAGGUAUCAGAGUGGGUAGGUGCCCUCCAGAGAGAGGUUGCUACCUCCCAGCGGGCAUGGGAAGAGCACUAGUGAGGGGGGCCACCCAAAAGUGGACCUCAUUAAAAUAUUUUUCCUAAAACGGAA
Messenger RNA from Chinchilla lanigera (long-tailed chinchilla), 1838 nucleotides. RefSeq names its product ST3 beta-galactoside alpha-2,3-sialyltransferase 4 (gene St3gal4). The coding region runs from base 247 to 1335 and encodes 362 amino acids. NCBI's taxonomy places the organism in Eukaryota, Metazoa, Chordata, Mammalia, Rodentia, Chinchillidae. Gene Ontology annotation, molecular function: sialyltransferase activity. Gene Ontology annotation, biological process: glycolipid biosynthetic process. The record is from RefSeq and is a predicted model, not a curated record. The transcript has 11 exons.